AAUUGAGGCUCGGUUAUGCAUCAAACACGACUAUGGCUGCUCUAAAUCUGAAACUGCUUCCGCUUUGCUUACGUAAUUGGUUCGCACUUCUAGCUAUUCACAUAGUCAAACAAUUCUAGAUCCUGCAGCAUUUCUCAAAAGAAGUUGGCUGGCUUCUGGGACCCGUUAAGAUCGCAGCCCACAACCAAAAGGAUGAGGACUCUUGUUUUGUUUGUCCUCUCCAGCUCCUAAUUCUCCCUCAACUCACACUAUCGUUAAAUCCAAGUACAACUCCCACCCUUUUGCUGUUGAGCAGUAACAUUUAACAUUUCGAUGAAAGAUUUUAAGUUUCUUCUUUCUUUCUUCUCUGCUUUCUUCUAUUGUUUCGUAGUCUCCAUUGCUGUUGAUACUUUAGCUGUCAACCAGACUAUCAGAGACGGCGAAACUAUUGUUUCGGCUAGUGGCAGAUUUGCUCUGGGAUUUUUCAGCUACAGCGGUUCAAGCAGUCGAUAUGUUGGAAUUUGGUACCCUUUCUCCAAUGAAACUGUGGUUUGGGUAGCCAACAGAGAAACGCCACUCAAUGAUUCGUCUGGUGUUUUACAACUUACCAGCAAUGGAAUUCUUGUUCUCCAUAAUUCAACAAAAACUCUAGUAUGGUUCACCAACACCUCAAGAGAGGCGCAGAGCCCAGUAGCUCAACUUUUGAAUUCAGGAAAUCUUGUUAUUAGAGAGGUAAAUGAUACUAAUGAGGAUAAUUACUUAUGGCAAAGUUUUGAUUACUUGAGUGACACGUUUUUACCAGGCGUCAAGUUUGGCAGGAACUUGGUAACUGACCAUGAUCGAUAUCUUGUAUCCUGGAAAACUCCCUCUGAUCCUUCUUUAGGAGAUUUUACAACUAGGCUUGAUCCCAGUGGGUAUCCCCAAAUCUUUAUCAGGAAAGGUGACAAAAUAGAGUUUCGUUCAGGACCCUGGAAUGGCCUUAGAUUCAGUGGGAUGCCUAAUUUGAAAGCAAACCAAAUCUAUAGUUAUGAGUUCGUUUACAAUCAGGAGGAGAUAUAUUACAGAUAUGAUCUUGUUGGCAACUCAGCUAUUUCGAUGAUGGUGCUAAACUAUGAAGGUGCCUUCCAGCGUCUUACAUGGGCUAAUAGGACUCGGACUUGGAACGUGUACUUAACAAUACAGAUGGAUAGCUGCGACAGAUAUUCAGUGUGCGGUGCAUAUGGCAGUUGUAACAUUAACAACUCGCCGGCAUGUGGUUGCCUGAGCGGUUUUGUACCCAGAAAUGAGCAAGCUUGGAUUUCAGGGGAUUGGAGGGACGGAUGUGUUAGAAAGAAUGAAUCAAUUUGUGGGGCAGGAGAAGGGUUUCAGAAGAUAUCAGGUGUGAAAUUGCCAGAUACAAGAAAGUCUUGGUUUAACAGGAACAUGGAGCUUAGCGAUUGUGAGAGAAUGUGCCUGAAGAAUUGUUCUUGCACAGCUUAUUCAACUUUGAAUAUCACAGAUGGAAGUGGAUGCUUGCUUUGGUUUGGGGAACUUGUUGAUAUCAGAAUCUACAAUGAAGAAGGCCAAGAUUUUUACAUUAGGCUAGCUGCAUCUGAUUUGGAGUCGAGCGACUCAAGUCACCACUCUGGGGGGCAAACUCGAGCUUGGAUCAUAGUUCUCUGUACAUUGGUUGCGGUAGCUGCUUUACUAGGCUUUUGCCUGCUGCUGCAUAUCAGAAGGAAGAGGUUUCAGAGAAGAGGCAGCAUAGCAAUGACUCAACAAAGAGGUUAUACUGAUGAAAGCAGGAAAAAGGAUUUAGAGCUGCCAUUAUUUGACUUGUCAACAAUAGCAAAUGCCACAGACAAUUUCUCACAGUACAAUAAGCUUGGAGAAGGUGGAUUUGGACCUGUCUACAAGGGGACACUGAAAGAUGGGCAGGAGAUUGCUGUAAAGAGGCUAUCAAAGGAUUCCACACAGGGACUUGAUGAAUUCAAGAAUGAAGUGAUCUUCAUAGCUAAGCUUCAGCACCGAAACCUUGUAAAGCUUCUAGGUUGUUGCAUUGAGCUAGAAGAAAAAAUGUUGAUCUAUGAAUAUAUGUCCAACAAAAGCUUGGACGCUUUCAUUUUUGAUCAAAAGCGGAGAAAACUGCUGGAUUGGCCUAUGAGAUUCCACAUCAUUAAUGGGAUUGCUCGAGGGCUUCUUUAUCUUCAUCAAGAUUCCAGGCUGAGAAUCAUCCACAGAGAUCUAAAAGCUAGUAAUAUAUUGCUGGACUACGACAUGAACCCAAAAAUUUCAGAUUUUGGCAUGGCAAGGAGUUUUGGGGGAAAUGAAAUUCAAGGAAACACAAAAAGAGUAGUUGGAACAUAUGGUUACAUGUCACCAGAGUAUGCAAUCGACGGUCAGUUCUCAAUAAAAUCUGAUGUAUUUAGUUUUGGUGUUCUGGUGCUAGAGAUAGUUAGUGGGAAGAAGAACAGAGGAUUCAAUCAUCCAGAUCACAGGCACAACCUUCUUGGGCAUGCAUGGAGACUCUAUCUGGAAGAGAGGUCAAUGGAAUUGAUCGAUGAAUCUAUAAAGGAAUCAUGCAUUUUAUCUGAAGUGAUGCGUUCAAUCCAUGUUGGUUUACUAUGUGUGCAACAGAGUCCAGAUGAUAGGCCUAACAUGUCAAAUGUGGUGUUGAUGCUAAGUAGUGAUAUUCCAUUGCCUGAAGCAAAAGAGCCUGGUUUUUUCACUGAAAGGAAAGUGUUGGACCAUGAAUCUUCAUCUAGCAAGGUUGAUUCAUGUUCAGUAAAUGAAAUGACAAUCACGUUGUUAGCUGCAAGAUGAAGAACACUUUCUUAUUUUCAUACCUUAACUGAUUAUUUGCUUUAUACGUACCCAACUUGAAUAGAUUUCUGUAAAUCAGUGGAGCCAAAAUGAGUUAAUCCACUAGUUUUUUAUUUUGGUUUUCAAGUGAAAUAGACAAGCAAUGAUGUAUAGAUGUUGAAAAUAAGCAAAAGUCAUUUUCCAGCUAGAAUUAAAAAUGUCAAAACAAUUCAAUAAGCCCCUUGACUUUUUAUAAA
Molecule: messenger RNA, 3017 nt
Organism: Manihot esculenta (cassava)
Lineage: Eukaryota; Viridiplantae; Streptophyta; Magnoliopsida; Malpighiales; Euphorbiaceae
Product: G-type lectin S-receptor-like serine/threonine-protein kinase At4g27290
Exons: 7
Coding region: 313-2781 (822 amino acids)
Biological process (GO): recognition of pollen; protein phosphorylation
Molecular function (GO): protein serine/threonine kinase activity; ATP binding
Source: RefSeq, a predicted model, not a curated record